AUGUUGACUACAGCCAACAAGCAACUUGAGAAAGACAUGAAAGUCCAGCUCGCGGCAAUAGAGAAAGCACUGCGUGAGCAGAAGUCGGACUCUGUCUUGCAGGAUGUACGAAACAUAUCUCUUGACGUGAAGAAGCUCCGCAACGACAGCAAGAACAACCAAGGCAUUUUGAGGGCGGAAAUCGAGGAUAUCACUCGUCGAAUGAUAAACCUCAAUAACAAAAAUGCGAAAUCCAGUCUGACAUCGAUUGAACUAUUGAACCAAUUGCCUCCCAGUACGAAAAAGGCGGCUGACAAAGAGCUCAAGCCGGCGAAGAAGAGCAAUUCUCCCGAAGUCGCACUGGCGUUUCACGAGCACAGUCACGCACCAGUGGCUCGAAUGAACCCAAACCCCGGGACGACAAAACCGAGUACUCCACAGCAUUCGUUCUUAUUCCGCCCGAGUAGCGCGCAAGGCCGCGAGGAAUACUUCAGCGGUGCAGUAUCGGGACCAAUCUCAGCUUACAAGCGUAAGCUAUCGAGUGACCUUGCAAGUGACGAGCCAAAGAAAAUGGAAUCACAAUCCGUGAUCAAUCGAGGAGCGGACCCGCGUCUAAGGAACGUCUCGCCAUUUGCUGAUGACAAUAUGAAUGAUGAGGACGGUGAAGAUGAUAGUGAGAAGGACGGAAAUGAUGAUGAAGAUGAUAACAAGUCCUUUCUGGGCCGUACUGUCCUAGCCGAUGACCGCACUGACAUCUCAACCAAAGCUGCUCUAUGGUCAAGCUCCCAUGGAAUCUGGGAGUUGGUGACGAGGAAGCAUAUAGCUGCUAUCACAGCUAGACCUAGGGGUGCACCGAUACCAGCGCUGAGAGCUAUAGUUGUUCGAGAUGCUUGGGUGGUGUGGUUUGAAGGUUCUUGGGGUGCCGCUGGUGUCGACGCUGGAGACGGUCCUGAGGCAGUUGUCAGUGGUGGUAAUGAUGUCGGGCUUGUUAGAAUAUUUGGCUCCGAUCUAGUAGAUAGUGUUAUCAAUCUACUAGCAGAGACUGAUAUCUUCGUGGUAAUGAGUAACGUGGUCGUCAAAGUAUCAGUCGUCGCUACGGAGACAACGGACGGGUUCCUCGCGGCCGUCAUUGUUACAGUCUGA
Molecule: messenger RNA, 1122 nt
Organism: Bacidia gigantensis
Lineage: Eukaryota; Fungi; Ascomycota; Lecanoromycetes; Lecanorales; Ramalinaceae
Exons: 4
Coding region: 1-1122 (373 amino acids)
Source: RefSeq, a predicted model, not a curated record